This is a messenger RNA of Morus notabilis, 1022 nucleotides long. RefSeq lists its product as uncharacterized. The transcript has 3 exons. Lineage: Eukaryota; Viridiplantae; Streptophyta; Magnoliopsida; Rosales; Moraceae. Bases 73 to 765 code for a protein of 230 amino acids. Gene Ontology annotation, cellular component: mitochondrial matrix. The record is from RefSeq and is a predicted model, not a curated record.
AUUCCUAAACCCCAGUCCCCAAAAAGCCGAAGGUUUAAGGAGGAGGAAGAAGAAGAAGAAGAAGAAGAAGAAAUGUGGAGGAAAGUCUUAACCUGCGCACUCCAGAACCACCCAUGGCGCACUAUAGCAUUCCGGCGCUCCUCCACCUCCGUCUCCUCCGCCGUCGACUCCAUGAUUCUCCGCUCCCUCAAAGAUCACUAUCUCGAAGUCUCCAAAAUGGCCCCUCCCCCUAAGGUGGAUCCUCCGUCGGAGUUCUCGGUCGUGAAGGGCGCGCUGGACAACAACGGUCCGGUGCUGAGGAGAAGCUACGGUGACAAUGAGGAGAUCAGAGUGUCCGUAAUGCGUUUGGCCAACAUUAUUCCAGAUGGCGCCGAGGCCGACGGUGGCGGCGAUGGCGAGGAUGAUGAUAUCAACCAGCUUUUCCUUCACGUGGAGGUUUCCAAGGCAGAAGAGAAGGAGUCUCUGCAUUUUCUGUGCGGCUUGUAUCCUGACGCCCUGGGGAUUCACUCCGUCUCCAUGAGGCCCAAGCUCGAGCCCUUGGAAUCCAAUGUCGUUACGUCCUCUUACAGUGGCCCUGUUUUUGAAGACCUUGAUGAAAGGAUGAGAGAUGCAUUCCAUGGCUACAUAGACGAGCGCGGAGUGAAUGAUAGUCUCUUUCCAUUUCUUCAAGCGUGGCUAUAUGUAAAGGAUCACAGGAAACUUAUGCAUUGGUUCAAAUCAGUGGGAACAUUCAUUAAUGAUAACAGGUCUGCUAAAGAUGCUUGAUUUGAUGAGGUAGUUUAGGAAAUAGGCGUGUCGAUCAACUGUAAUACUAGAUAGAGUGAAUCGUAGUCAGUGAUGCCUCUCCAAUAUGGUUGCUGGUUGCUGGUUGCAGACUCAGUUUUGUAUGGCAAUGCUCCAUUGUUCUUUAUUAUGAAAAUCCCAGAUGUGUUCUGUUAACAGUUUUCCCGUUUUCUCUUGGAAAAUGUUAUUGUUGUUUGUAGUGCAUGCGAAUUCUGUUAUUUUUCAUGGUAUGUGAUUUG